AUGGAUAUUAAUGCCUUAGCUAGCAUCAUUGGUGGUAUCAGCAAUAUGAUGCAAAAUAAUGUUGAAACUAUUGAUGUGCCAUCUUCACAAAUUAUGGGUCGAUGGUAUCAGGUGUAUAAAGCAGCGAUAAGUUUCGAUGUGCACAGAACGGACAUGUUUUGUCCAGUUGCAUAUUUCAAGCCGAAUUCGGUAAUGGGUGAGGACGGGUUUUCGAUCGAAGAAGCUUAUCGAGUAAUAACAAAAAAUGGUCCAAUUGAGACAUACAAAAGAGAUCUGAAUAAAGUUGGUGCUGGGCAGUACUGGAUGUACACUGAGGAAUAUUUUUAUCCUCGACAAUUUAAUAUAAUUAGCGUCGGGCCAAAUUAUACGAAUACAUCAGUUGUAGAAGAAAAGGAAAAAGUAUAUCAAUAUAUGGUUAUAACUGAUGCAAACAGGCUAUCGUUAGGUGUAUAUGCUCGCCAUCCAAUGAUGUUUUACCAAAAAUAUAACGAAGAAGUCGUGAAAUUUCUUGAGAAUGCUGGAUUCGGUGGGAAAGUUUUUUGGAAUUCCCCGAGACCUAUUUAUCAAGGUGCCGAUUGUGAGUGGCCAUCGGAGAAAGAAGUGUUUGCACGACGGGUCUUGAAAAAUCAGAAAACAGCAAAAAACACCGAGUUGGAAACAGUGACUAAAUCCGGAUUAUUCGGUUCCUCGCUUGGAGCAGAUGGCCGUAGCCCAAUAAGGGAAGCACUUCAGAAUCCGCAACUGGCACUACAGAAACUAAUGCAAGGGCACUGA
This is a messenger RNA of Brugia pahangi, 774 nucleotides long. Lineage: Eukaryota; Metazoa; Nematoda; Chromadorea; Rhabditida; Onchocercidae. The record is from the annotation of a GenBank genome assembly.